UUCUUCUCUUGUAAACAGUGUACGGAUCUUGUUUGACACACAGCGCUGGAAGAAGACUAGCGGCAUGCGGUGGUAAAUUAGACAGGAGAAAUUAUGGCGGAUUACGAGCAUAACACAAGGGGUUCCACCGCCGACGGAGCAGGGCCGCAGGAGGAGGAAGGCAGAGUGAAAACUAAGCCUGUCUCUUGUAGCACUGUGGGAGGAGAAGGGACAGCAGUCAAACGCACAUCCCAGCAUCUCACACCUGAAGAUGAGGAAGAGUCCUCAGCAGACCCACCAGCACCCCGCAAAGUCUCCAAGAUAGGCUUUAGCAUGAGCAGUCAAAUGGGGAAGAAGUCGAACCCCAUAUCUAUCAAACUUGGAGCAACAGUGAGUAAACCCAAAGAGCCUGUACCAUCACUUCCUCCAAAAAAGGCAGGGCUGGCGUCUGUUUUUAAUGAAGAUGAUGAUAGUGAACCGGAGGAGAUGCCUCCAGAAGCAAAGAUGAGGAUGAAGAAUAUUGGCAGGGAGACACCAACAUCUGCGGGACCCAAUUCCUUCAACAAGGGCAAGCAGGGCUUCUCUGAUCAUCAAAAACUUUGGGAGAGGAAGAUGAAGGCCCAAGCAGACAAAUUGUAAAUGACUACCACAGUUUUUGUCACUAAUGGAUAAUUCUGUAUAGUUUAAACCAUGUCAGAGAUAUCUACGAAGGUUCAAAUGAUUCCUCCUUGUAGCCUCUGCUUUAACAAAUUUGUGGACAAUGAAGAGUACUUUAAGCCUUCUACGAUACUCUAUGAUUGAACUCACGUUUACAUAUCUAACCACUACUGGCAGAUGCUAACUGAGAGGAUAGGUGCAGUGUCAAGCCUCUGUGAUGAGAGGUGCAGAGUGGGGAGAUGGGACAUACAAAUUAGCCAGAAUAUUGUAAAAUUUGCUACAGUUGCUUUUUGCUGGCUAAUGAGAAAAUCUAGCAUCUUAGAGCCCUCAUGCCCCUUUUGUGACAUGCUUGUUCCUAUCUUAAACUGGUUAGGUGUGGCCCUGAGCAAACUCUCAGUGUUGCUUGUCUAAUAUUUGUGUAAAAAUGUACAAAGAAGUGUGAAUGUUUUAUUUUUAAAUCCACAAAUGGGAGCAUGUGUUUGAGUGUAAUGUUAACGUGCGUGUGUGGGGCAUAGACUAGACGUACAGAUGGAUUGUUUUGUUUCAUUUAGUUUCUCAACAUCAAUGUACACCCCUUUUGUUUUCACCAGCUGUGCCACCUCAGAGGCAGUCUUGUUUGAUUUUAAUGUUUUGUUUGUUGGAGCUUUGUGCCAGUACUUCUGGUUUCGCUUACUCAAAACUGUAUUUCUGUCUGCUUCACUGAAUCUGGCAAAAAAUGUGGCUGUGAUCAUUUCUAUGUUCACAGUGGAUGUACUGAUGUGUUUUUAGUUGACAACUGUGUGAAGACCAGAAUCAUACAGCUGUGAUAAGGAUACCAGGGUGCUGGUCAUAUGAAAUGAUUUCUGUAUGGUUAAAAUAUAGGUUAGCAAUGAUUACAAACUCCUUCAUCGCCACUUUCACAUCAGAAAGUCCAUGCUGCAGAAAUAUACCCCUGAUCCUUUUGGUUCAGAUAAAUGUGGUACAUCAUUAACUUUUUGGAAGAUCUUCUUGAUCAAAAAUAUAAACUUUGAAUUCCUCUGUGGGUUACCUAACUGUUGUGCGGAUUUCCCCCAAAUGAAUAACAUUAAUAUCCACUGUUACGACUGUUUUAUCAAACAACUCUCUUGGAUACAUAUUUAAAAGCCAGUCAUAAUAAAACAAUUUGGAUGGUA
Molecule: messenger RNA, 1787 nt
Organism: Siniperca chuatsi (mandarin fish)
Lineage: Eukaryota; Metazoa; Chordata; Actinopteri; Centrarchiformes; Sinipercidae
Product: PEST proteolytic signal-containing nuclear protein-like
Exons: 5
Coding region: 94-618 (174 amino acids)
Biological process (GO): proteasome-mediated ubiquitin-dependent protein catabolic process; protein ubiquitination
Cellular component (GO): nucleus
Source: RefSeq, a predicted model, not a curated record